CGGCCACCAUUCACAUCACACACAGCCUGGACCAUACGCUCCUUUCUUGAGCGAGAGAGUGCGGCAUCACUCCCACAUCCACGUCCCGUCCCCUGCUCCUGUGUGGCUUGUCAUCUCCUCAUAGGACAAUAAAGGAUGUCCCAGAAAGCGGCCGAGAGAGCACCUUCCACAGACAGUGCCAAAUCGGCCCAGGGAGAGGAGGGUGCCAAAAAGUCCUCCCUGAGGAACUCAUCUACGACCUCCAAGACCUCGUCCACGACCUCUCAGGACACGCCCAAGAAGACCAAGAAGAAGACAAAUGAGAAGCUGUACACCAACAUGCUCACCACUGUCUUUGGCGGGGAAAGGGAGCUGUCUCAACCAGAGCUGGACGAGUUGAACGAAGCCUUCAAGGAGUUUGACUAUGACCAGGACGGUUACUUGAACUACAAGGACCUUGCGGAGUGCAUGAGAACUAUGGGAUACAUGCCCACAGAGAUGGAGCUGCUGGAGAUCAUUCAGCAGGUCAAGAUGAGGUUGGGUGGCCUCAUGGAUUUCGAGGACUUCUGUGAGCUGAUGGGCCCCAGAAUGUUGGUGGAGACGGCAGACAUGUUGGGUAUCAAAGAGCUCAGGAGCUCCUUCCAGCAAUUUGACACGGACGGCGACGGGAAGAUCUCGCAGGAGGAGAUGAAGGAGGCCGUCAAGACGCUGUUGGGGGAGAAGCUGAAGAAGGGCGAGCUGGAGGAGAUCCUUAAGGAAAUUGACCUCAACGGAGACGGAACCGUAGACUUUGACGAGUUUGUCAUGAUGCUGGGAGUCCAAUAGAUGGAAGAAGUUGGUGCUGAUAUGCACUCUGGUGGUUGAGGAGAGUGGCCAUGUUUCUCUCAACAUCAUAGUGUGUAUGAGACUGGAUCUGAAGAGCUCUGUUGCUGCUGUAUCUUUCUGUAAAUCAAGAUUUCAUCUGUGUGUCUGUCUGAGAGAGUGUGUGUGUGUCCUCACUGGGAAUACAGGUUUGGAUACAGUACAUUGGUGCCUAUAAUGACAUGGUGUAGUGUUUUAAGUGAAACACCCCAGCAGUCUGCAGAGUAAACUAAACAUUUAGUGCAUUCUGUAACUUGUAUUGUACAAUUA
This is a messenger RNA of Alosa sapidissima (American shad), 1110 nucleotides long. Its product is annotated as calcium-binding protein 2. Lineage: Eukaryota; Metazoa; Chordata; Actinopteri; Clupeiformes; Clupeidae. Gene Ontology annotation, molecular function: calcium ion binding. The transcript has 8 exons. Bases 136 to 804 code for a protein of 222 amino acids. The record is from RefSeq and is a predicted model, not a curated record.